This is a messenger RNA of Eufriesea mexicana, 1978 nucleotides long. RefSeq names its product endochitinase A-like. The record is from RefSeq and is a predicted model, not a curated record. Lineage: Eukaryota; Metazoa; Arthropoda; Insecta; Hymenoptera; Apidae. The transcript has 5 exons. Bases 1 to 1887 code for a protein of 628 amino acids.
AUGACAAGAAACACUAUACACGGUGACUUCUUGCACAGUGAACGAAAAUUUGCGUAUUCGCUUUGCGUACUGAAAUUCAGCUCGAUUUUUGUUCUUGAAAUCUUCAAUGUAACGGGUCUUCCCGUUCGAACCGCCAACGAAAUUCGCAAACAUUCGCAUAUUCGCCAAACGUGCCGAUCCCGACGAAAUAGAAUAUACUUGUCCUCAGUUGGCGCAGCGAUCAUGUCACGAGAGGUGGUUCCGCGCGUGUUCCGUUUAUUAAUCUUCUUCCUCGUUACGUUUUCCAGAGCAAGUUCGCACGUGCUGUCGGACGAGUGUUUGGAAUUCGACAUCGCCGAGCUGGAGGAUUAUUUGUCAAAGUACAAUUUGGAAAAUGUACCGACGAUCGAUAUGAUGAUCGGCGGGUUCAAAUGUCCGGUCACAGCUUUGCCCUUUGGCGCUUUGAAAUCGGACUGGGCAAGGCUGCUGCUUCUGCAAAGAGCGCAACCAAAGGAAUCAAUUUUCCUAGAGAAACUGGGUCGUCUUUUCAGAAUUUUAGCGAUUGCUUAUUUCCGAAUGGAAGAACGUUUCGAUUUUACCAAACCUGGAUCUCCCAGUGCAGGCAGCGUAAUUACAUCGUCUACGCACAAAAGCACUACCAACGAUUCACGGAACGAAACAAAGAAACUCGAUAUCUCGACAACCGAUUCAAGGGAAACUGAUGAAGCUCCGGCCAGUUUUGCUACGAGUACCUUCGUUUUUAAUAGCGAAGAAUCCACUGGCGCUGUCAAAAUUGAACGAACCACUUUUACCAGCUCGAAUGUAACGAUGGGAGAGAAGCAGCACGAUUUUGAUACGAUACUCGAUAUUUCUUCCACCACCGUCGCAUUUUCACCUGUUGAUAACUGGACAGUGCUUCACCCGAGCAAAGAAGUCGAUGAAAGGAAAACGGUGACGGCUUUCACAAAUAUUACGACUUUCUCAGACAUAAUCACCGGGAAAGCAAAAUACACGGUGAUAUCUACCUCGAGAACGAAUGAACCGACUGAAACGACCGAAGCCAUUAUUUUUAACAGCAGUCCAGACGAUUUUAUUCCUAUUUCCACAAAAGCCGAAUCGAGCGAAGAUAAAGAUGAUUCCGUUGUCGUUAAGAGCAUCGAAUUACAGCCAAUGUUAACGAGUCCAGUUUCAACUAGUACCAUUCCACUCGUCACAGCUUUUGCUGUUACCGAUAAUUCAAGAACAACGACAGAUCGCGAAAAGUCAGCGGAUAAAAAUGACCCAGAGAGAGGGACGAGGAAGUCGAUUAGCUCGAGCAAGUUCAACGGCAGAGGUGAUUUUCCUGUAUCGAAUAAUCAAGACGAUUCAGAUUUUAACUCGAUCGAAUCUGAAGAUAUAAAUAGCCUAGGGAUUUUCCACGUGAAGACUAGCACCGAAGGAAGUCGCGUUUAUUCGGAUAAAAUCUCUGCCAACGGGGUGGUUAGCUCUGCCGAAAGUUUUAAUGAAAGUCGCCCGAAUCAUCGGACAGACGCUGUUUCCCGAGUGCUCGAAAAGGUUCCAGGGAAUUCCUCGAAUUCUACGGGCCCUCGAAAUGAGUCGAAGACACCUUCGAUCCCCGGAAGACCCCCGUUGGACGAUGACUUUUGGAAAUACAUCGUAGCUUCGCGGAAAGUUACCUCGACUACUGCUAGGGCGAGACCUAGGCUAGCAUCGAAGACAGUGUCUGACAGAUCUAAAGAGAAUUCGAUUAAACCGAGGAAACGCGGGAGCUUGAACACCAACGUGGAGAAGAAUUUUCGAUGGUUCUACAAUUUCGGGUUCCAGAAUGAGGAACGGUCCAGCGACAAGCUGGUUGAUCGACCAGGUGCCUAUAUCGAGUGCAAUGGGAAGAGACAGAACGGAGAAUAAGCCUAUCGAAGGAUCACGUGGAUUUUUCCCAGAGAAACAAAAGCUCUUUGUACCUAAACGAAAAAGGAGUAAAGAAAAGGGAAGCUUUGUA